Molecule: messenger RNA, 1462 nt
Organism: Ixodes scapularis (black-legged tick)
Lineage: Eukaryota; Metazoa; Arthropoda; Arachnida; Ixodida; Ixodidae
Product: early growth response protein 1-B
Exons: 2
Coding region: 481-1368 (295 amino acids)
Biological process (GO): regulation of transcription by RNA polymerase II
Molecular function (GO): RNA polymerase II cis-regulatory region sequence-specific DNA binding; DNA-binding transcription factor activity, RNA polymerase II-specific
Source: RefSeq, a predicted model, not a curated record
GGCCUCCGUUGCCCUGGCGACGCGCCGUAAAUGAAAGCUGCUUGCGCGCCCGACGUCAGCGUGACGUCGCACUCGGAAAAGUUCGGCUACUCUCGUUGACCAAAUAUGGGCAGCGCUCCGGAGGGGAGGUACCGCGGCGACGGCAUGCGACUUUCGGGGGUUCGUUGGGGCACUUGCCGGUUCCCCACGAACCCAGAACCUCGGGGACGCCUAGCUGCGGCCGAAAAGCCGCGCCUGACACGGCCGCGCCGAGCCCAGGCCCCGGGCAGCAACGCGGCCCGACGUUUUGCCAUCAGAAGGUGGCGCAGUGAAUGAAGCCGACGUCACGGCGACGUCAGGCACGGAACGCGCUCCCAUUGGUCGGAGCGGGUUCCGGCUCGCCAAAUAAGGCAGCGGGGCGCCCUGGGGCCCAUUCAUACGGCAGCGGGUGUCCCCAAGCGCGUACGUCGCUGCCACACGGAUGGGGAGUCCCUAGCCGUCAUGACGAUGGACGGCCUGGACACGCUGUCUCGCGACUGCCUACAGUUUAACCUCAGCUUCGAAUCGUUCAAGGCGACCGGCGCCGGAGGCCUGGCCGCUCCCGAGGGGUCCGACGACCCCCUGAACACGCCCGUGUCCACUACCGCCGAGCUGAUCACCUUCUUCGCCACCGAUGCCGUCAUCCCGGACCCCGUGCCCAUCUCAGCCGAGGCCUCCCUGCCGGACAAGGGGGACCCCUACGGCAGGCUCGCGUACCGGGGCACCUUCACAACCGCCUGGCCCGGACCAGCAGACGCCGGGCCCUUCUUCGAGCAGCCCGAGCUGCAGCCCUUCCCUCCCCUUGAGGGCUCCUUCAAGGCGCCGUACGCGGAUCCCGAGCCCCCCGCCAAGUACCCCUGGUUCUCGACUAGCUACGAGCCUCCGGCGGCCAAGCCCGAGGAGCCCGACCGGUCGACGGCCACCCUCGCCGAGUACAACCAAGCCACCAGCAAGGGCCACGAGAUCCUUAGCCAGGCGUACCAGAACAGCCCGGUGCCGCUGAAGCUGGUGCCGGUCAAGCCGCGCAAGUACCCCAACCGACCGAGCAAGACGCCCGUGCACGAGCGGCCGUACGCCUGCCCGAUCGAGGGCUGCGACCGGCGGUUCUCGCGCUCGGACGAGCUCACCCGGCACAUCCGCAUCCACACGGGCCAGAAGCCCUUUCAGUGCCGCAUCUGCAUGCGCUCCUUCUCGCGCUCCGACCACCUAACCACGCACAUUCGGACUCACACGGGCGAGAAGCCCUUCACCUGCGACGCGUGUGGCAGGAAGUUCGCGCGCUCUGACGAGCGCAAGCGCCACGCCAAGGUCCACCUCAAGCACCGGCUCAAGAAGGAGGACCACCAGUGAGCCCCCACCCCUGUACAUAGUGCUCUGUACAUAGAAGCCAUCUUCACGCGCAAAAUAAACCCGUUCCAGUGGUCACCUGGACAACGCACUCCCA